ACGCGAUGCAGGUGCGGUGGAAGGCGAGCGAGGAAUCCGGAGCCCCCGCGGCAUUCUAACCGCAAGGUCCUUGCGCUGCAUUUGGCCAGUGGCUCUUUCUGUCACCUAGGAUGAGUAACUGCAGCAGCCGCGCCCUGACCCUGCUGUCUAGUGUUUUUGGAGCGUGCGGGCUGCUUCUGGUGGGCAUUGCUGUCAGUACUGACUAUUGGCUGUUCAUGGAGGAAGGAAUUGUAUUUCCACAAAACCAGACCACGGAAAUAGUCAUGGCACUCCACGCGGGCCUCUGGAGGGUUUGUUUCUUUGCAGGUCAGAAAAAAGGCAGCUGUGUGGCUUCUGAAUACUUCCUCGAGGCUAGGCCUGACCCCGACCCAGAAGGCCCCCUUGUUACGGAGAACACAGAAAAUAUCCUCAAGACCAUUCGCACAGCCACCCCUUUCCCCAUGGUCAGCCUUUUUCUGGUCUUCACAGCCUUUGUCAUUAGCAAUAUUGGACAUAUCCGCCCGCAGAGAACCAUCCUGGCUUUUGUUUCAGGCAUCUUCUUCAUCCUCUCUGGGCUGUCCCUAGUGGUGGGCUUGGUCCUGUACAUCUCCAGCAUCAAUGAUGAAGUGAUGAACCGUCCGAGUGGCUCAGAGCAGUAUUUUCAGUAUCGCUAUGGAUGGUCCUUCGCGUUUGCUGCCUCUUCUUUCUUGCUCAAAGAGGGUGCAGGUGUGAUGUCUGUCUACCUCUUCACCAAACGCUACGCCGAGGAGGAAAUGUAUCGCCCGCACCCGGCCUUCUACCGCCCGCGCCUGAGCGACUGUUCUGACUACUCAGGCCAGUUCUUGCACCCUGAAGUGUGGCACCGUGGACGCAGCCCCUCUGACAUCUCCAGUGAUGUUUCCAUCCAGAUGACUCAGAACUACCCACCAGCCAUCAAGUAUCCCGAACAUAUGCACAUAUCAACAUCGCCUUGCUAGAUGUCCAUAGAACGUGGUGGACCAGGAGCCUGGCCUUUGCUUGCAGACUACAUUGUCCAACACCCCUCCCUGCUCCCUAUGAGGCUGCCCUGCUGAUGGGGACCUCUUUCCUUCUUUGAAGACCUUCUACCACCUGCUCUGCUAUAAAUGCCAUCUCUUUCUCUCUUUCCCUUUCUCCCUCUUUCUCCUUCUCCAGCUAGUGGGAACCUUCCAAGCAACCUUUGGGAUUGCUGAUGCUCCUGUUUGGAAACUGUUCUCAUUUUUGGCCUCUUCCAGGAAGCUCCAUCAUCCAACUGAAAAUUCCUUCUCAGUCUUUCCUACUAUCCUCCACAGACCAGUGGAAGAAGCAGCACCAAGGGAUGUGUUUUCUAGUUCUGCGAUGCUGUCCCAAAUUAUUUCUCCUUUCACUCAGAUAGUUGGAAUCACUAGCAAGAAACAGCUCACCAAGCAUGCUUCUCUCAACUUUCCCCCCAAAGAUUUGACAGAAAUGGGGUUGCAAAACCAUCUUUGCUUUUCAGACC
This is a messenger RNA of Python bivittatus (Burmese python), 1477 nucleotides long. It is a transcript of the gene CACNG7, whose product is annotated as calcium voltage-gated channel auxiliary subunit gamma 7. Gene Ontology annotation, biological process: transmission of nerve impulse; positive regulation of synaptic transmission, glutamatergic; regulation of AMPA receptor activity. Lineage: Eukaryota; Metazoa; Chordata; Lepidosauria; Squamata; Pythonidae. Gene Ontology annotation, cellular component: postsynaptic density membrane; AMPA glutamate receptor complex. The record is from RefSeq and is a predicted model, not a curated record. Gene Ontology annotation, molecular function: channel regulator activity; voltage-gated calcium channel activity.